UUGGUAGCACCAGCUAUCAAGGCUUGCUCAGCCUCCAUCGCUGCAGAACAGCUUUAAGUUGUUAACCCAUGCUGUGUUUCCUGAAAAAGCCUUUUGGUAUAAACCUGAAAUGUACAUUAUUUUUCACUUUUGGGAAACCUUUUUUUAAACUGCUGCUUUCCAAAUGAGUUCAAGAACGUCAGGUUGUUUGGAGGAAGAGGAUGGAGAAGAAGAGGAAGAAGAAGAAAACUACAACCCGACAGAGGUGAAAAUGAGUCAGAUUGUGAUGCCCUGUCACAGCAACCAUCGGCAGGAGCUCAGCGUGGGACAGCUGCUCAAAUGGAUCGACUCCACUGCCUGCCUCUCUGCUGAGAGGCACGCUGGAAGUCCCUGCGUCACUGCUUCGAUGGAUGACAUCCACUUUGAGCAUACCAUCAGCGUGGGUCAGGUGGUGAAUAUCAGGGCAAAGGUCAACAGAGCCUUUAACACCAGCAUGGAGGUGGGCAUACAGGUAAACUGUGAGGACCUGUUCUCUGAUCGUCAUUGGAGGGUUUGUCAUGCCUACGCCACCUUUGUUACCCAGCGCACAAGCACAGGACAAAAGGUGACCUUGAAGCCCAUUGUUCCUCACACGCAGAAGGAGCAGGUUGAAUACAGCGUGGCCGCUGAAAGGCGGAGGGUCCGAAUGGUGCACGAUGACAUCAUCAAGGAUUUGCUUUCCAAUGAGUCUGUGCAGCAGGUUGACAGCUCAGUGGGACCCAAUGCAGUGGCAGCAGAGAGGACUCGGGUGGAAAGUGUGGAGCUGGUUCUGCCUCCACAUGCAAACCAUCAGGUAAAUACAUUUGGAGGGCAGAUCAUGGCCUGGAUGGUGAAUGUAGCUACAAUCGCUGCCAGUCGUCUGUCUCAGGCUCAUCCCACCCUCCGAGCCAUUGACAUGUUCACCUUCAGAGGACCUUCUCAGGUGGGAGACAGAUUGCUGCUGAAGGCUAUAGUGAACAACGCCUUCAGAAACAGCAUGGAGGUGGGCGUGCGUGCGGAGGCCUACCAUGAGGAGGGGCCUAACCGACACAUAAACUCUGCCUUCAUGACCUUUGAGGUGCUCGAUGAUGGCGGGAAGCCACGCACAUUACCACGGAUACGACCUGAACCCCUGGAAGGACGAAGGAGGUUUCAGGAGGCAACAGCCAGGAAAAAGAUCAGGCUGGACAGGAAGUACAUCAUUUCCCGCACGCAGGGUGAGGUGCCUCUGUCUGUUCCCUGGGAUCCCACCAACCAGGUGUAUCUGAGCUAUAACAAUGUCUCAGCUCUGAAGAUGCUGGCAGCCAGAAGCAACUGGCGCCUCAGCUGUGAGAAGGACCAGGUUCAGCUUUACACCCUGGAGCAGAAGUCCAUGCUGAGUUUCAAGAUUGAAUGUGAGGUGGAUGUUCCUGCUCACAGAGCCUUCGAUUUACUCGCUGAGCUGAGCAACAGGCCGAGUUGGGACUCGCAUUACAAGAAGUGCGAGCUGAUUCAGCUGGUCGACGACGAUGACUUCAUAUAUCGUGUGGUGACUCCAUCGGUGCGUCAUGGCGCGAUGGGAUCUCCCACUGCAGCCAAUCAGGCAGAAGGGAUGCUCCAGGACUUCAUCUUGUUGGCUUCCAAAAGGAAGCCAUGUGGCAGCGGAGACCCAUAUGUCAUCGCCCUACGCUCAGUGUCCCUACCCACUCACCCUCCCACUGACGGCUAUAACAGAGGAGAGGUUCUGUGUGCUGGAUUCACCAUACUGGAGACCAAAGACAACAUGUCACUGAUCAGUUACUUUAACCAGGCGUCUCCGGAGGUCCUUCCCUACAUCUCCACUGAUAUUGCCGGCCUGUCCUCCUCUUUCUACCACACCUUCUGCUCCUGCAGCCAGUACUUGACCAGGAACAGACUGUGACAGUGGCAGCAGCCUGUCAGAGGCUCUCCUCAGCACCACUGUAGGGACAGCCUGCUUGGUUUAUAUGGUGGGAAAACUUUAUGAUAAUUUCAUGGAUUGAUACAAAAGUCAUUAGCAGUAAAAAUCUUCUUGUUAAGUGAGUAAAAGCAGCCGCUGUGUCAGUUACUGUGUUGGGUCAGUUAAGCUGCUGUUCAUGUUUGUAAGUUAAAGGUACAUGAAUGUAACAGAGUGCAGGUGUGGGUUGCUGAGGUAGAAUGCAGGUUCAUUUUAACACUAUAACUGUUUGUUGCAAUUAGUUCAACAUAACAUGCUGGUUUGAAAAACAUGAAUAUUGACUUUUUCCACUGAACUUCAAUAAAGUAUUGUGUUGUA
Molecule: messenger RNA, 2269 nt
Organism: Oreochromis niloticus (Nile tilapia)
Lineage: Eukaryota; Metazoa; Chordata; Actinopteri; Cichliformes; Cichlidae
Product: acyl-coenzyme A thioesterase 11
Exons: 17
Coding region: 164-1897 (577 amino acids)
Biological process (GO): acyl-CoA metabolic process
Cellular component (GO): cytosol; cytoplasm
Molecular function (GO): long-chain fatty acyl-CoA hydrolase activity; lipid binding
Source: RefSeq, a predicted model, not a curated record